Messenger RNA from Plasmodium relictum, 2157 nucleotides. Its product is annotated as dynactin subunit 2, putative. The transcript has 2 exons. The coding region runs from base 1 to 2157 and encodes 718 amino acids. Gene Ontology annotation, biological process: mitotic spindle organization. The record is from RefSeq and is a predicted model, not a curated record. Gene Ontology annotation, cellular component: cytoplasm; dynactin complex. Lineage: Eukaryota; Apicomplexa; Aconoidasida; Haemosporida; Plasmodiidae.
AUGAGUUCUCACAGUGAUGAUAAUGAACACGUAAAACAUAAGAUAGGAACUUCAGAGAACACAAAAAAAAGUGUUCCUAGAAAAUCAAGUAAAGAAAAAGAAGAAAACCUAAAAUCAAAUGUAAUAAGAGAAAAUUUUGAAUAUAUGAAGGAAGAAGAGGAAGUUGGUUCUUAUGGAGAAGUAAAAGAAAAAGAAAGUUAUGAGGAAAAUAUUUAUGUCCAAGAAAAAGAAAGCAUUUAUGAAAAUUCAGACGAAGCAUUAGAAGAAAAAAAUAAAAAUAUAGAAGAAAAACAAAAAAAAAAUUAUGAGAAAGAACAGGAACAGGAACAGGAACAGGAACAGGAACAGGAACAGGAACAGGAACAGGAACAAGAACAAGAACAAGAACAAGAAACAAAAAAAGACAAUGGAAUUCUUGAUGAUCUUAAAAAAAAAGAGAGCACAAGUGAUACAAAAGUAAAUCAAAAAAGGCGACAAUUUUCUUUAAAAAAUUUAAACAUUGAAAAAAAUCUAAAAUAUAUCAAUUCAAGUACACAUGAUAAUAUUGAUAAACAAAUGUCGUCUAAUACAAAAUUAAAAGGAAAAAUAGAGGAAAAGAAAAGUUUAAGUAAAUCAAAUGAUACGGAAGAUAUAAGUGACAAUAAAAAAGAUGAAAUAUUUAUGAAGAAGAAUAAAAAGUUAAAAGAUAACCUAAAACCAGAUACACGCGAUAUUUUUUUUACUUCACAAGAAAAAGAUGUUUUUGAAUACAUACCAGACACUUCUAGUUAUUCUAUAUGCCAUAAUGAAUCAAAUGAAUUAUAUAAGGAUGUUGUAAAUAUAAAUAGACAUUUUUUAGAUGAAAUAAACACAAAUAUAUAUGCAUCCCCUUUAAAUACUUAUUUAUCCAAUAUGCUAACAUCAGAUAGUGCUGAACAAAGAAAAAAAGCAUCUUUAGAUAUGGAUUCUAAAAUAAUUAAAAAAGAUUCUUUAAAUGAUGAAAAAAAAAAUAUCUUUUUAGAUGAAACUUGCAAUGAAUCAAAAUAUUCUUAUGAAUUCUUUAAAAAUAAGAUUUUUAAAUAUUAUGACAAUGGGGUUAUAGUAGAAGUGAACCCUUCUAAAUUAAAAUAUAACAAUUCCAAUAAAUAUGAAUAUAAUCAAAAUAUGUCUAGUUAUUUAGAAGAUCCAUUAUCUUAUUUACAAAAAUUAAAAUGUGAAGUUGAAGAUAUUACAACAUAUAUUAAAGACAUUGAAAAAACAAAAGAAAUAGAUUCAGUAUAUAAAGACGAUAAAUUAAAUGAUGAAGAAUUAAUAGAAAAUGAAAGAAUUAUGAAACAAAUUUUACAUAAUAGAGAAAUACCGGAAAUAUUAAUGGAAUUAUUUUCUUUAAAAAACGAUAUCAACAGUAUCUUAAACGAUGAUAAAUUAACUAAACUUUUUAAAACAGAAAAGGUACCUGAAGAAAAAAAUUAUAUUGAUGAUACUAAAGAUAUCAGAAAUCUAUUAGACACAUUGAAAUAUUGGAAAAAAGAUAAUUUAAAAAAUAAAAAUGAACAUAAUAAAAGUGAUAUUGAUUCAUGUAAAGAAUUCGAUAUAUAUAGUGUAAAAAAUAUUAAAGAAAAAGAUGUAAAUGUAAAUGAUUUAUUAAUGUUAGAGAGAAAAAUUUCAGAUAUAGAAAAAGUUUUAGGUAUUGAAAAAAUGUCUAUGCUUCCAUAUGAUGAUCUGAACCAUGCAAUAUUAGAUUUAUAUAAUAAACUAAGUUUAUUAGAUUCUAAUAAAUUAGAAAAUGUAAAAAAAAAAGUACAAAAUCUUCAGUCAGAAUUUUUAAAUUUGAAAAAAUUUAAAAAAGAUGUAUUUAAUAUAUCAAAAGAAAGAGGAAAUUAUGAAGAAUCUAUUGAUGAAUUAUUUAAAAUUUUAGAUGUAUGGAAGAAAACACAUCAUAUAAUUCCCAAUGUUUUAACAAGACUUCAUCAGUUAAAGAAAAUACAUGACAAUGCACAAUCAUUUGCUUCAAGAUUGGAUGAUUUAGAAAAACAACAAAUAAAAUUAGAUGAUACAUUAAAUUUAGCAGAAAGAAAUAUUAAAUUAAUAAAUUGUAAAAUUGAUGAAAAUGUGAAUUUACUUCAAGACACGCUAAAAAAGUUUGAAUCAAAAAAUUCCAUUAAAAAUAAAAUUUAA